Messenger RNA from Prunus armeniaca (apricot), 189 nucleotides. Lineage: Eukaryota; Viridiplantae; Streptophyta; Magnoliopsida; Rosales; Rosaceae. The record is from the annotation of a GenBank genome assembly.
AUGGGUAAACAUGAAAAACAACUGCCCACCUUCCCCGAAUUUGAUAUUGCAGGGAACUCUUUCGGAUCAGAGUGCAUUGAUUCUAGCACUACGCCGAUACACACAAUCCCUGCUCAUCCAAACCCACUCAACAUCAAUCAAAACCCUAAACCUAAAUCAAAAUCAUACACGCAAGUUGCAACAACGUAA